Molecule: messenger RNA, 1300 nt
Organism: Kickxella alabastrina
Lineage: Eukaryota; Fungi; Kickxellomycota; Kickxellomycetes; Kickxellales; Kickxellaceae
Product: chaperonin 10-like protein
Exons: 1
Coding region: 124-1218 (364 amino acids)
Molecular function (GO): oxidoreductase activity; zinc ion binding
Source: RefSeq, a predicted model, not a curated record
UGGCGUAAAUGCGGACAAAUCUUGGAUAUUUCCCCCCACACGAUCUUUAUCGUUAUCUUCUCCGUUUACAACAUUUUUAAAAUUUCAUCUGCUAUUUAAAUCAAUUUUAGUGUAUUCUGGCAAAUGUCCGACGAGGCUCCCGCUAUGAACGCAGUCGUAUUCAAGAAGCCGUACGAGGUUUCGUACGAGCGCGUGCCGCGUCCCAUCAAUCCCCAAGCAGGCGAAGCAAUAGUGCGUGUGAUGGCGUGUGGACUGUGCGGAUCCGAUCUGCAUCCUUACCGAGGUGCAGAAAAGGGAUUGCGCGAAGACACAAUCUGCGGCCAUGAGUUUGCCGGUAUCAUAGAAGAGGCAGGCAGGGGUGUCACGUUUGCCCGAGGACAGCGCGUGGCUGCCAGUUUCACCACAGCCUGUGGAACCUGCUGGUUCUGCACCCACAACCUGUCUAGUCGCUGCGAUACCGUGCAGCUAUUUGGAUGGGUGAACGAGUCUGGCUGUGGUAUCCACGGCGGCCAGGCACAGUUUGUGCGUGUCCCGCAUGCCAACGGAACUUUGAUGGCUCUUCCCGACAACGUGUCCUUUGACGAGGGCGUCUUGCUGGGCGAUAUUUUUGCCACCGGAUAUUUCUGCGCCAAAAACGCAAUGUCUGCCCUGGCAGACUCCCAAAUGACGCCCGCCGAAAUGACCAUCACCGUGGUGGGGUGUGGUCCGGUCGGGCUGUGCGCUAUUAUCAGCGCGAAGUUAUUGGGAGUUGGCACUAUUUACGCAAUAGACCGUGUAAAGUCCAGGCUGGAUAUGGCUGCAGGAGUCGGCGCCAUUGCUGUCGCUCCCGGAAAGUCUCCGCUGGAUGUCAAUUGUGCAGUAACUCAGAGUGGUCGCGGAAUGGAUGCGGUGUUGGAGGUGGUUGGUACGUUCGACGCGUUGGAUCUUUGUUUCCAACUUGUGCGCCCCGGUGGCGUUGUUUCUUCGGUCGGCGUUCAUGCUCACGACAAGGGAUUCCCCGUGAGUCCCGAGCAGUGCUACGAUAAGAACAUCACUUUCCGCACUGGGCGUUGUCCCGCUCGCUCGUUGAUGCCUGAGGUCUGCCAAUUACUACAAAGUGCGGAUAUUGGCCGCAUCAUCUCUCAUAGGGUUCCGUUGUCUGCUGCUUCGGAGAUGUAUCGGAAAUUCGAAACUCAAGAAAAAGGUGUUUACAAGGUCAUUUUCGAUCCGUGGGCGUAAAAACAAAACAGCAAUUUUUUUACAAAUAAUAUAAAUUUAAACAAUGUUCUUAUCGUCAUGUACAAAAGUUGGGCAUUUAAGA